UAUGUCAUAUGGUCUCGUUCAUCGCUUUCAGAACGCACUGACUCCUAGGGCGCAGACUGACCGUCCUGUGUUCCAUCAAGAUGAGCUGAUAAUAGAUACGUUUAGACGGUGAUAAUAACACAUUUACAAUGUUUUCGUGGGGAGAGAACACCCGUGAUGGCUUCGGUUUAGUGAAAUCGAAUGAUUUGGUAAAGGCGAACACGGACGGUUGCGUAAAUUUCAUACACCUGAAAUCUCCAGUUACGCAUCUUUCUGCAGGUAAUAAAGUGGUCGCGUUCAUCAGAAAUAAUGGGAAACAAGUGUCCCUCGCUCGGAUGCAAGAUGACAAAGAUGGGAGAAGGAUCACAGGAAAACUGAAGGGUGUGGAGUGCAGGGAGAAGAUUCUGGCUCUGAGUUGCUGUGAUGCACAUAUUAUUUUACUGUCUGAAGAGGGCAGAGUUUUCUGCCUCACCCAAUCAUCCAAUGUUCCCAGCCCAGUGGGUAACUUGAAUCAGGUAAUUCAAGUUGCAUGUGGAGACCAGCAUUCCAUUGCACUAACCCAAGAUGGUAAAGUGUUCACGUGGGGCCAGAACUCCAGCGGACAGCUGGGUUUGGGGGAGGGAGAGCCCAGCACCUUGUCUCCCCAGCCUGUCAAGUCUCUGUCAGGGAUCCCCCUGGCUCAGAUCACCGCUGGGGGAGACCACAGCUUCGCCCUGUCCCUCUCUGGAGCUGUGUUCGGCUGGGGCAAGAACAGCGCCGGGCAGCUGGGACUGAGGGACACAAUAGACAGAGCUGCUCCAGCUCCUGUUGAUUGCCUGAAUCUAAAGAAGACCGUUGCUGUUUCCUGUGGAGGGGAGCAUACUGCUGUUCUGACAAAGGGAGGUUUAGUGUUCACAUUUGGCUCGGGUCGAUAUGGACAGCUUGGACACAACACUCUCAGAAAUGAACUACGACCUCGACUGGUGGCCGAACUCUGGGGGGCAAAGGUGACCCAGAUAGCCUGUGGAAGAAACCACACAUUGGCAUUUGUGGGCUCCUUCAAAAAUAUCUACUCAUUUGGGCGUGGAGAGCAAGGGCAGCUGGGAAAUGGAGUCAAGAUGGAUCAGUCUGUGCCUCUGCCAGUACAGCUACCACAGGACCACAUUGAUGACCAGCAAAUUGAACAAACCUUUGCUGGAGGAAACCAUUCUUUUGCCUUGUGCAGUUCCGCUAAGGAAUCAGGAAAAGGGAUGAAUGACUCCCGUGUUGAAAAAAUGAUUCAAACAUUAGACAAUGACGUCAUUGACAGAUGGAUCUUGCAAUGCGACUCAAAAUCAUGGAAGAAAAUACAGAAGGAAAUCACAAAAACGUUCUCUUCUGCAUCAUGUUUAAAUGGGAGCUUCCUGGACAAACGUCAUGAUAAACACUACCAAACCUCACUGAAGCACUCUGGCCUGGACUUGUCACUCGCCCGAAUGGCUUUUCAAAGGCUUGCAGAAAAGGACAAAGUUCUGGCUGAGGUUGAAGAUGUUGUCCAGCGCAUACUCCUUCCCUCCCUGAGUAAGGAUCCCAUUGGGGUGGAGGGUCUGAGGGUGUACCUCAUCAUCCCUGAGCUCCUGAGGGUUCUCCGAAAACAACAACGUGGCAUAGACAUUACUGAGGCCUUCGCUGCUGCCGUCCUCAGACUGAACCCAGACAAGCUCCAGGUCCUUGAGGGCCUAUGGUCGACACUGUCAGAUUCCUUCUUCCGAACCGUGGUGAAAGCAUUCCACUCCGCGUCAGCAGAGUACCUUCAGCAGAUGGCAGUCAAACGAUGUGAUCAUGGAAAAUCAUUAAAGAAGACUUUUGGGGUUCUGCAAAGGCUUUAUGAUGCGAACAGCAAGAGACGCAGAAGAAUUACAGUUGACACUUUCCAUAUCAACAAAAUUUGUUCUCUCUUUCAGUCUAAGCUGGUACAAGACUUAAACUCAGAACUGAGAGAGCUGGUCUGGGAUAUCUCAGGAGAGGAUGACACAUAUUGGAUUGAAAGUGACAUGAUAUUGAGCAAAAUAGAAUGUUAUAAGGAUAACAUAUUACGCCUCCUGAAGGACCACCCCUGUACCCUGGACACUGAAGCCAAAUGUACAGUGUGGAUGUAUGCAUUUGAUCAGAUCAAAGAUUGUCAUGAGGACAUCGAAUACGGUUGGUUUUGUGACGACACCCUAAAGGUGGAUCGGGAAACACUUCUGGAUGAUACCUUUCAGCAUCUGCGAAAAACGACUUGCCACAUGGUGGCUUUUAAGGUGAAGUUUCAAGCUGAGAAUGGUGUGGAUGAAGGUGGUGUUUCACUGGAAUUCUUCAGCCUCCUGGGGAGGGAACUUCUCACAAUGGAACCAAAGACACUGGAGGUUUACGAGUCUGGACUAGCAUGGCUCACAACAGAUGACGGCGGUAUUACUGAUUAAUUCUACUUACUUGGGCUGCUCUGUGGGAAGGCACUGUAUAAUCAGUGUGUUCUGAACCUCUGCUUCCCUCUGGCUCUCUUCAAGAAGCUUCUGGGUCUGACUACAACAUUGGAUGACCUUAAAGAGCUGUCUCCAACUGAAGCACGGUACAAUUAUUCUGCUGAAAAAGAAGAGGGGCCCAUAAUAUAUGUUCAUCUCUUCAACUGCUGCUACAGAACAAUGUAAAAGUAGAAAGUCUCAAAACACCAUGAUUGUGCCAUGAAACCAGGAAAAGUAGUGCACCUAAGAUGAGAUCUGGUGUUUCGAGGGGGUUUGAAUGUAAACCCAAGGGAAGUGUUUUGAUGCACAGAAUGUGUUUUAAAACAGAAAUCGAGUACUCUGAAACACCCAAAGUGUUUUUUCAACCUGAAUAUUUGUGUUUUUAAGAGAAUGUUGUGAAAACACUUUUUAGGGUUUCAAUGCAUGUAAAAGGAAGCAUCAAAACACAAACACUAUGUUUCUCAUACAAUCACUGGUUCACUGGUUCAUCAAUAUUGAUUGAUGAUAAGGGCCCAUGGAGAAUAACUUUUUGUGGAAUUAUUUUUUUCAAUGCUUUAUUUAGACAGGUUAGAAACAGGAAGGGCAGUAAGGCACAUUUCGUUGGAAUUUUACCCACUCAACUAUGCAGCCACACUGUAAGAAAUUAUUCUGAGGUGAAUUGAAAUUGACAACAAAAAGACCAACAUAUACUUUAUAAAAAUGAAUGCAAGUCGUGCAGAGCCCAUGUCUAGCGAUAACGUACCUGGCCCAGACAUAUCAACCCUCUCCCCAUCGAAGACCGGGUUAAAUUCCCCGCUCCAACCCUUCAAUCUGUUUCUCCCACCUAUCUGUAUCUCCUCUGUCAUUUCAUAACCAUCUCAAUAAAGUGUAAAAAUACCCCCCC
Messenger RNA from Oncorhynchus mykiss (rainbow trout), 3324 nucleotides. Lineage: Eukaryota; Metazoa; Chordata; Actinopteri; Salmoniformes; Salmonidae. The record is from RefSeq and is a predicted model, not a curated record.